UUUUUAUUUUAAUAUUAUAGCCUAUUUAUGUUCAAAUAACUCAUAAAUGCGAACAGACUGACUUUUAUUCUCGUUUUUUUAUUAGCCUGACUUUAAGUAAACUUUACAUUUGAAUUUAAACCAAAGCUUAUAUGAGCAAAAAACACUUUACGUAAACGGGCCUGGCUCUCGCUGCUGUUAACUCUAACGUGACUUCUCCGGAGCAGAGUCACGUUACGUCUCCUCCCACAGAGAGUUUGCGCCAAUCAGCGCCUCGCCGUCAAACAUAAAUCCAGGCAUCGCCUCCUCAGCUUCUAGACCCUUUAGACAUCCACCAAGAGAGCACUUCUCAGUCUCAUUUCUCUGUAAAGUCACUCUCUCAGAUUGACGCAAUAGAAAGUGAUUAUUUGCAAGUUGCGUUUUUUGUCUGCGGCAUUUUAAAAACUCCAGGGAGCGUCAAAACUUGUGAUUUUUGCGCCUUUCCCCACCUUUCAAGGAUUCAACUGCGCCAUUCAAGCUGUGCGCCCUCUUAGGCUGUCGCUGCAGUCUUUGGGCACAGCGCUUGGAUCUAGAAAGAAGGAUUUCCUCCUUUUCUUUCCUGCGAGACGCCGAUCUUUAAUUUUCUCGCAUGAAUCUCCUCGACCCCUACCUGAAGAUGACAGAAGAACAGGAGAAGUGUCACUCCGACGCUCCCAGCCCCAGCAUGUCUGAGGACUCCGCGGGCUCGCCGUGCCCGUCCGGCUCCGGUUCGGACACCGAGAACACCCGGCCGUCCGACAACCACCUCCUCGGGGGACCGGACUACAAGAAAGAGGGCGAAGAAGAGAAGUUCCCCGUGUGCAUUCGCGACGCCGUGUCCCAGGUGUUGAAGGGCUACGACUGGACGCUGGUGCCGAUGCCGGUGCGCGUCAACGGCUCGAGCAAAAGCAAGCCGCACGUCAAGCGACCCAUGAACGCGUUCAUGGUGUGGGCGCAGGCGGCGCGCAGGAAGCUGGCGGAUCAGUACCCGCACCUGCACAACGCGGAGCUGAGCAAGACGCUGGGGAAACUCUGGCGAUUGCUCAACGAAGUAGAGAAGCGCCCGUUCGUGGAAGAAGCGGAGCGUUUGAGGGUGCAGCAUAAGAAGGAUCACCCCGACUACAAGUAUCAGCCGAGGCGGAGGAAGUCGGUGAAGAACGGACAGAACGAGCCGGAGGACGGCGAGCAAACCCACAUCUCCCCCAACGCGAUCUUCAAGGCGCUGCAGCAGGCCGACUCCCCGGCGUCCAGCAUGGGCGAGGUGCACUCCCCCGGAGAGCAUUCAGGUCAGUCCCAGGGCCCACCGACUCCCCCCACCACCCCCAAGACAGACCUGCCCGCCAGCAAGGCCGACAUGAAGCGCGAGGGGCGCCCCAUGCAGGAGGGCACCAGCCGUCAGCUCAACAUCGACUUCGGAGCCGUGGACAUCGGCGAGCUGAGCAGCGAGGUCAUCUCCAACAUGGGCAGCUUCGACGUCGACGAGUUCGACCAGUACCUGCCGCCCCACAGCCACGCCGGGCUCACCGGCGCGGCCCAGGCAGCCUACGCCGGCGGCUACGGCCUCAGCGGCUCCUCGGCCGCCCAGGCGCCCAGCGUGGGCGCCCACGCCUGGAUGUCCAAGCAGCAGCAGCAGCAGCACUCUCUCACCACCCUGGGUGGAGCGGCAGAGCAAGGCCAGCAGGCUCAACAGAGAACCACCCAGAUCAAGACGGAGCAGCUGAGCCCCAGCCACUACAGCGAGCAGCAGGGCUCCCCCCAGCACGUCACCUACGGCUCCUUCAACCUGCAGCACUACAGCGCCUCCUCCUACCCCUCCAUCACCCGAGCCCAGUAUGACUAUUCAGACCACCAAGGCGGUGCCAACUCCUACUACAGCCACGCCACGGGCCAGGGCUCCGGCCUCUACUCCACCUUCAGCUACAUGAGCCCCAGCCAGAGGCCCAUGUACACGCCCAUCGCCGACACCGCCGGGGUGCCGUCUGUGCCGCAGACCCACAGUCCACAGCACUGGGACCAGCAGCCCAUUUACACGCAGCUGUCCCGGCCCUGAGCGGGCGGCCUCGGCUCUGACUGUACAACACCCACGGCGUCCAUAGACCUCUGUCCUCCCGGUGGCCUUGGUGCCACCGUGUCACACACUUCUCACUGCCAACAGAAAAACACCAUAAAGGACUUUUUUUUUAUAGUACUGAAAAUAUAUCCUCGGAUUGGCUCACGACAGUGCCUUUUGUAUUGGUUGGAAUUGUGAUUAUAUUUUUUUAGAUAUGUUUAAAAAAAUCCUCUGUGAGGACAUACUGGGUAUAAAUAUUUUAGUAUGUACUGUGUAUGUGUUCUGCUCUUGUCGCCACCAUUAUAUUCAGUGUCAUCACCAUCGUCGUUCAUUCGUCAUGAUUUGAAGGUUCAGCGCGUUCUACGGAGCAGGAAAGCCGGGUACAAACACCCUCAGUGGCCUUACUUCAACUAAUGUAUUUUUGUACAGGAAGUAAGAAACAUGAGUUUACUGACACUGCCGUCUUAUAAUAGCCUACCUUCUGCUUUGAAUUUUUGUACUGUACAUAUUCUAUUGUAAGUCCUUUUGAGAUGAACAACGCAGGCUGGAGGUAGAUUCGAAUGUUUGGCCGUGAUGGGAGUUCGUCAGACAUCCUGCUACUUGCUCUCGGCUCGUGUUGGAAAACGCUACAGCAGGUGCCAUGUAACUCUAGGGGCCUUAAGGCGUUGCUGGACGUAACUGAGCAACGCUUGCUUUCAUCCGGGUACUGCCUUGAUACCGUUUGUGCCUGUGGAGCCACGGCGGAGGCUCGGCCCGCUGGCGCCGUGGCUUCUCGCUCCAGGAGAUCCAGGAAGUAACCUCUGACCCGGUUCUCCUCUCAGCGGCGGGCAGGUUUGCGUCUGGUGUGCUUCUAUAUUUCCUACAGCCUCAUACUUUUCCUAACCUCCUUUUUUCUUAAUUUAUUCUUUAGCGUUAAUUUUAUUUGAAAAUAACUAUUUGCAAUUAUCUUUUUGAAUUCAGCAGCAGCUAUCUGAGAUGAAAGGUUUUCAGUGCAAUAGUUUGCUGCCAUAUGUGGUACAAAAUUGUUUAUUUAUCAUUUGUAAAUGUUUCCAUAUAAAAGUUUUGUUUAUUCGUGAUCUAGUUAUGUGCAGAUUACUUAUAAUUACAGGAUACGUCCUUUCUUUUCUCUCUCUAACAAAUGAAUUAAUGGAUAUGGAAGCAGCGGCUGUUUUGUAAAGAAUUUGCUGGAAUCAACAGGACACUUUUUGUUUUGAAAAAGUUGUGUUGCUCAUGUUAUAUUCUGUAUCAUUAGUUCUCAUGUUGUCAUCUCCUUAAUGCAGUUUCCUUAGGUAAACACAGCAUUGUCUUAAACGCUUUUUUUCUUUUGUAUGAUAUUGUUUGCAAUAAAAACAAAACACUGA
Messenger RNA from Betta splendens (Siamese fighting fish), 3408 nucleotides. RefSeq names its product transcription factor Sox-9-like. The transcript is spliced from 3 exons. Gene Ontology annotation, biological process: heart development; oligodendrocyte differentiation; negative regulation of transcription by RNA polymerase II. Lineage: Eukaryota; Metazoa; Chordata; Actinopteri; Anabantiformes; Osphronemidae. Gene Ontology annotation, molecular function: DNA-binding transcription factor activity, RNA polymerase II-specific; RNA polymerase II cis-regulatory region sequence-specific DNA binding. The record is from RefSeq and is a predicted model, not a curated record. The coding region runs from base 608 to 2047 and encodes 479 amino acids. Gene Ontology annotation, cellular component: nucleus.